Myripristis murdjan (pinecone soldierfish) is the source of this 3186-nucleotide messenger RNA. Its product is annotated as NLR family CARD domain-containing protein 3-like. Bases 1 to 3186 code for a protein of 1061 amino acids. Gene Ontology annotation, molecular function: protein binding. NCBI's taxonomy places the organism in Eukaryota, Metazoa, Chordata, Actinopteri, Holocentriformes, Holocentridae. The transcript has 9 exons. The record is from RefSeq and is a predicted model, not a curated record.
AUGAAAAGCUCAUAUGUUGUUUCUAGCAGCUUUGAUCAGGAGAGACCAGCCUCCCCUGAACCCAGCUGUGUGUCCCUGAAGAGUGACCGGUCUAGGAAUCAUCCUAUUCAUUUCAAAGAUGGACACCACUCUAAACAACAGAGAGUCCACCAGGAGAGCUCAGAGCUUCCCAGUGGUCAGUCGGCCAAGGAGCAUCAAACAGACCUGGACUCCAUAUUGAAGGUUCUUGAGGAGGACAUCGCCACUUUUGUGAAGAACGAGCUGAAAAGAAUCCGGAGGGUCCUUGGUCCAGGAUACCCAGAAUGCUCAGAGAAUCAGAGUGAGGAUGAGAAGGUGAUGGAUGAGGAGGAAGAGCAGCAGAGGAACAACAGAGAGGCUUUUCUGCAGAUCACACUGCACUUCCUGAGGAGAAGGAAGCAGGACAAGCUUGCUGACUCUCUGCACAGCAAAACUCUCGCUGCAGCGUGCCAACAUAAACUCAAAUCUAAUCUGAAGCAGAAGUUUCAGUGUGUGUUUGAGGGGAUUGCCAAAGCAGGAAACCCAACUCUUCUGAACCAGAUCUACACAGAGCUGUACAUCACAGAGGGAGAGAGUCUAAAGGUCAAUGAUGAACAUGAGGUCAGACAGAUUGAAACAGCAGCCAGGAAACCAGCCAGACCAGAAACUGUAAUAACAUGUGAAGACAUCUUUAAACCUUUACCUGGAAGAAAUACACCAAUCAGAACACUGAUGACAAAGGGAGUGGCAGGCAUUGGGAAAACAAUCUUAACACAGAAGUUCACUCUGGACUGGGCUGAAGGCAAAACUAACCAGCAUGUACACUUCACCUUUCCAUUCACUUUCAGAGAGCUGAAUCUGCUGAAAGAGAAAAAGUUAAGUUUGGUGGAACUUCUUCAUCACUUCUACACUGAGACCAAAGAAGCAGGAAUCAGAAAGUUUGAGCAGUUCCAGGUUGUGUUGAUCUUUGACGGUCUGGAUGAGUGUCGACUUCCUCUGGACUUUAAGAACAACCAGAUCCUGACUGAUGUUACAGAGUCCACCUCAGUGGGUGUUCUGCUGACAAACCUCAUCAAGGGGAAACUGCUUCCCUCUGCUCGCCUCUGGAUAACCACACGACCAGCAGCAGCCAAUCAGAUCCCUCCUGAGUGUGUUGACAUGGUGACAGAGGUGAGAGGCUUCACUGACCCACAGAAGGAGGAAUACUUCAGGAAGAGAUUCAGAGAUGAGGAGCAGGCCGGCAGAAUCAUCUCCCACAUCAAAACGUCACAAAGCCUCCACAUCAUGUGCCACAUCCCAGUCUUCUGCUGGAUCACUGCUACAGUUCUGGAGGACAUGUUGAAAACCAGUGAGGGAGGAGACCUGCCCAAGACCCUGACUGAGAUGUACAUCCACUUCCAGCUGGUUCAGUCCAAAGUGCAGAACAUCAAGUAUCACGGCAGAGCUGAGACAGAUCCACUCCGGACUCCAGAGGAGAUGAUACUGUCUCUGGGAAAACUGGCUUUCGAGCAGCUGGAGAAAGGCAACCUGAUCUUCUAUGAAGAAGACCUGACAGAGUGUGGCAUUGAUAUUAAAGCAGCCUCAGUGUACUCAGGAGUGUUCACACAGAUCUUUAAAGAGGAGCGUGGGCUGUACCAGGACAAGGUUUUCUGCUUUGUCCAUCUGAGCAUCCAGGAGUUUCUGGCUGCUCUUUAUGUCUUUCUGACCUUCAUCAACUCUGGUGUCAAUCUGCUGUCAGAGCAACAAUCGACCUCCAGGUGUUUUUCAGUAUUCAACAAGAAAUCUAAAUUAAAACACCUCCUCCACAAUGCAGUGGACAAGUCCUUACAGAGUCCAAAUGGACACCUGGACUUGUUUCUCCGCUUCCUCCUGGGUCUUUCAGUGGAGACCAACCAGAGUCUCUUACAAGGCCUGCUGACACAGACAGGAAGUAGCUCACAGACCAACAAGAAAACAGUCCAGUACAUCAAGGAGAAAAUCAGAGAGGAUCCAUCUCCAGAGAGAAGCAUCAACCUUUUCCACUGUCUGAAUGAGCUGAAUGACAAUUCUCUAGUGGAGGAGAUCCAACAGUACCUGACUUCAGAGAGUCUCUCCACAGAAAAUCUCUCCCCUGCUCAGUGGUCAGCUCUGGUCUUCAUCUUACUGUCAUCAGAAGAAAAACUGAAUGUGUUUGACUUGAAGAAAUACUCUGCUUCAGAGGACGUUUUUCUGAGACUGCUGCCGGUGGUUAAAGCCUCCAAAAUAUCUCUGCUGAGCGACUGUAAUCUGUCAGAGAGAAGCUGUGAGGCUCUGGUCUCAGUUCUCAGCUCCCAGUCCUCCAGUCUGAGAGAGCUGGACCUGAGCAACAACCACCUGCAGGAUUCAGGAGUGAAGCGUCUCUCUGCUGGACUGAAGAGUCCAAACUGUGAACUGGAGACUCUCAGGCUGUCAGGCUGUCUGCUCACACAGGAAGGCUGUGCUGCUCUGGCCUCAGCUCUGAGCUCCAACCCCUCCCAUCUGAGAGAGCUGGACCUGAGCUACAAUCAUCCAGGAGCCUCAGGAGAGAAGCUGCUCUCUGCUGGACUGGAGGAUCCAACCUGGAGCCUGAAGACUCUCAGUGUGGAACAUGGUGGAGAGCAGAUGUUGAAACCAGGCCUGAGGAAGUAUGGUUGCGAACUCUCUCUGGACCCAAACACAGCACACAGAAACCUCUCCCUGUCUGAGGGCAACAGAAAGGUGAUGCUGAUGAGAAACAAGCAGCCAUAUCCUGAUCACCCAGAGAGAUUUGAGGAAAAGCGUCAGGUGAUGUGUGGCACUGGUCUGACUGGGAGGUGUUACUGGGAGGCUGAGUGGAAAGGAAAGGUUGAUAUAGGACUGACAUACAGAGGAAUCAGUAGAAGAGGAGACAGUGAUGACUGCUGGCCUGGAGGAAAUGACAAGUCCUGGAGUCUGUAUUGCUCUAGUAAAAGUUAUGUUGCUGUGCACAAUAACAGAAGAAGAAACACACACAUACACCCCUCCUCCUCCUCCUCUGGCAGAGUAGCAGUGUAUCUGGACUGGCCUGCUGGCUCUCUGUCCUUCUACAGCGUCUCCUCUGACGCUCUGAUCCACCUCCACACCUUCACCUGCACCUUCACUGAACCUCUGUACCCUGCGUUUGGACUUGGAUUUGAGUCUGGGUUGUUUGCUUCUUCAGUGUUUCUGUGUUAG